Dioszegia hungarica is the source of this 2505-nucleotide messenger RNA. RefSeq lists its product as uncharacterized. The transcript has 3 exons. The record is from RefSeq and is a predicted model, not a curated record. Lineage: Eukaryota; Fungi; Basidiomycota; Tremellomycetes; Tremellales; Bulleribasidiaceae. Bases 1 to 2505 code for a protein of 834 amino acids. Gene Ontology annotation, molecular function: zinc ion binding.
AUGCCCCCCACUCCUCUCAAUCUCCGGCAGCCCCGUCUGUCACCCGAGAUUGACCUCAACUCGCCUCCACCUUUGGCGCACAACCAUGCCGCCACCCCCUCCGUCCCCGUCCCCAUCCCCAUCCUCGGCUACCCGCGCUACUCUCGCUAUUUUGACCGCGCACCCCCUAUGACCGGCGACUCCACCGCUACUUCGGCUAGUCCCUCCUUCGUUCAAACGCCUAUGGCUUCCGGCCCCAGCUCCAGCCGGAUCAGGGUGGUCGAUCCCGCCUCGCCCAGCCCGGCCGAGACCGUCGUACCUACCGCUGAGCAGAUAAAGUGUCUGCCUCACGCCGCAGACCUGCUCGGGAGCGCCACGGAGGUGGUUCCUUCCUCCGUCCGCUCCGUCCUGACGUACCGCGAGGACUCUGGUAGCCCUGCUGCCUCAUUGCCGUCCGCGCCCGUACCGGCGGCCGACUCGUCGUCUCGCGCGCACAGGACCCGCGCGCGAGUAGCGGCCAGGCGGGCAGAAGAGGCGGUCGAGACGGCCGUGCACCACCGUUCGCACUCGCGACACAUCUUUGACCCGGACCCGCCCGGGCCUAGCAUGGCAGAACAACGCCAAGCGGCGGAGAGGGGCAUGAUCCGGCCCCCUCCUCCUUAUCCCCCCACGCGUACCAUCUACCAAGCCCCCCUUCACCCAGACUACGUCCCUACACCCGCGGUGUUCAGCUUUGGGCGGGAUGAAGAUGAUGCCCCGUACUACCGGGACGCACCGGAACCGGAAAUGGGCUCGGUAUCGCCUCGACUGGCGAGCGCGGAUCGGUUCCAACCGGUCACAGGUACCCUCGACCGCCGUCAUCCGCGGUUCGCGCCGCCCGCUGUAUAUGGUCGGCCACCGCCCUCUCGUCCCGCCGACAUGUCGGUGCUCAUGGCUCCAUCGGUGUGGAGGCGGGCAGAGGUACCACGGGCCGCACCGAAUGUCCCACCUCCACAGCCCGCUCAGCGAUGGGGGCAAACAUAUGGAGACGAGCGUCGAUCCGACCUUGAGCGGCCCCUCUUCCCGGGAACGGAACGAGGAGAGCCAAGGGACAGGCUCGUCGCGUGGCUGGGACAGCAGGCGCGGCAAGGCGUCCCUGCUCAGGCGGCGAUGGAAGGAGUGACGGCAGAUUCGCGAGCGGGACGGGGUCUGUGGCCGGUGCAUCUUCCUGAGUGGGGAGCGUGGAUACCGGCGUCCCCAGAUCUAUUAGACGAUAGGGACCCUCCACACGCCUUCGAACCCCCUUAUCGCCCGUCUACCGCCCAGCACUCCGGAACCUCGGCUCCGGCUCGGUAUCCCCAACCCUUCGGCCCCCACUCCAAUCAGCACAUCUACGACGAACCCCAGUCAUCGCCCUUGCUCGAUAUGUGGAAUCGGUCCGUCCAGGAAGCGGUGGACCGGCGGCUCCCGGUUGAGCCCCAGCGCGACGCGAGGAUGGCGGAGCAUAUCGGGGAGGCGUACACUCCGGCUCGACUCCGCGAGCUAUUGCAGCAACCACACGCGGAGGAUCAGCGGCGGGCAGACAUCGCCGAGCGAUUCAGAAUACCGGGACGGGAGGUGGCGCAGCAGCGGUUUGAGCAGAGCGAGGAGGCAGUACGGCGGAGAUAUGCGGCUGCGGCGGGUCCAGCGGGUCUAUCCGCCGCGGUUUGGGGAGACGUCCCUGUUGACGCGGCCCUGGCCGAGAUUGAGGCGAGCGAACCGAGGAGCGCUGCGCAUCCCUUCCGGCCCGUCCCUAUUCCUGUUGUCACCAAUGGCUACCUCCACCCCGGAUACGCAGCAUACGCCCAGCCAGGUCCUUCCCGCGAUCACAACCAAAAUCGCGGCCGCGAGCCAGUCGCGGCGGACAACUCGUUCCAGUACUUUGACUGGACCCUGUACAACCAUCAUACCGGAGAAGAAUGGUUCAACUAUGCCGCCCUGACCGGCCGGUCGGUCGUUGCGCGCACCCACGACCGCCCGCUCUUUUCCGGAUUUGAGGCGGAAGUAGACGACUACUGGGCGCACAUACGACAGAUGAACGGCCUCCCCCCAGCUCCCCCUCCUCGUGCACCCUCUCAUAGCCUCGUUUUCCGUGACGGGCAAUCUGAAGCGGAGAAGAGGGCGGUGCUGCUAAAGGUGGCGAAAGUGGUUCAUCGGCUAGGACCCAUGUCUCGGCGUAUUGGCGCAGAGAGCAAGAUUGGGGUUUGGAAAUGGGGGGAUUUGAAGGAGGAGCCAAAGGCCUUGGAGGAGCAGUGUAAGGAGGAAGGAAUGUGUGCAGUGUGUUAUGAGAAUUAUGAAGACGAUGCGCGGGUAUCCCUUACGCCGUGUAGGCACGUAUAUCACAAGGAUUGUCUUGAUGUGUGGUUCUGUCAGCCCAAUACGACUUCGUGUCCCAUGUGUAGGCGAGAUAUAGCGGUUCUGGCGUGCGUCGACAAGAUGCUUCCGGAGGCUAUGAAGUCGGAGGGGCUGGGUCUGUGGAUGGCCACAGGCGCGGCGCCGGCGCGAUGA